Messenger RNA from Thamnophis elegans (Western terrestrial garter snake), 2437 nucleotides. RefSeq names its product ferredoxin reductase (gene FDXR). The transcript is spliced from 12 exons. The coding region runs from base 41 to 1525 and encodes 494 amino acids. The record is from RefSeq and is a predicted model, not a curated record. Gene Ontology annotation, cellular component: mitochondrion. Lineage: Eukaryota; Metazoa; Chordata; Lepidosauria; Squamata; Natricidae. Gene Ontology annotation, biological process: ubiquinone biosynthetic process.
GGUAAGCGCUGUGGUUUGACGCUGUCUCGCCGCUCUCACGAUGAGCCGUAGCGGGGGCGUCCUCGGCUGCGGCCGGCGUCUUUCUGCGCUCGGGGUCUUGCCGCCCAAGGGUUCUCUAGCUGGCAUCAAGCGGCUUCUUUCCACAGCCGAGUUCAGACCUCGAAUAUGUAUUGUAGGCAGUGGACCAGCUGGAUUCUACACAGCACAACAUCUCCUGAAGCAUCACAAACAGACUCAGGUGGAUAUUUAUGAGAAGUUACCAGUUCCGUUUGGCUUGGUUCGUUUUGGAGUGGCUCCUGAUCACCCAGAAGUCAAGAACGUGAUCAACACAUUUACCCAGACAGCCCACUCCGACCGCUGCUCCUUUGCUGGAAAUGUGACUGUGGGGAGGGAUGUAACUGUGGAGGAGCUGCAGAAGGCCUAUCAUGCGGUAGUCUUGAGUUAUGGCGCAGAGGACAAUCGGACACUUGGAAUUCCUGGGGAGGACCUUGAAGGCGUCUACACGGCGAGAGCAUUUGUAGGAUGGUACAAUGGCUUGCCGGAGAACAGAAAUCUGAAGCCAGACUUGAACAGUGAGACAGCGGUCAUCCUAGGUCAUGGGAAUGUGGCAUUGGACAUUGCACGGAUUCUCCUAUCGCCUCUUGAGAUUCUUCGGAAAACUGACAUCACUGAAGAGUCCUUCUCUGCCUUGGCCAGCAGUAAAGUCAGACGGGUGUAUCUUAUUGGCAGAAGGGGUCCCCUCCAGGUGGCUUUCACCAUAAAGGAGCUGCGGGAAAUGAUCAACCUACCCAGUGUUAGACCUUUCCUGGAUCCUGCAGAUUUCAGAGAUCUUGGGGAUGCCAUUAAAGACAUCCCAAGACCAAAGAAACGCCUGAUGGAGCUGAUGACCAAGACAGCUUUGGAAGAACCACCUGAGGAAGUGGGUGGCUGCUGGGCUUCAGCAUCCAGAGAGUGGAGAUUGAAGUUUCUGCGCAGUCCAGUGGAAGUGUUACCCACCAUGGAUGGCAAGAGAGCAAGAGCGAUCCAGUUAGCUGUCAACAGGUUGGAAGGAGCAGGAGAUGCCAUGAAAGCAGUUCCCACUGGAGAAAUUGAGGAAUUAAGGUCUGGCCUGAUUUUUAGCAGCAUUGGAUACAAAAGCCUUCCAAUAGAUCCUGCAGUGCCCUUUGACAGCAAGCGAGGUGUUAUUCCCAACAAUUCAGGCAGAGUUCUUGGGGCACCAGGGCUCUAUUGCAGUGGCUGGGUAAAGAGGGGACCCACAGGUGUAAUCAUCACAACUAUGAAUGACAGCUUUGACACAGCCCAGUCUGUGCUAGAAGAUCUGCAGUCCGGUGUCUUGCAGCUCUCCAGUGGCAAGGAAGGCUUUGAUUUAGUGAGCCACAUCCUUCAAUCCCGAGGGGUUCACCCUGUUUCCUUUUCGGAUUGGGAGAAGAUUGAUGCUGUUGAAGUGGCAAGAGGCAAAUUGUCUGGAAAGACUCGGGAGAAAAUAGUCGAUCAGGAGGAAAUGAUAGAAUUGAUUGGACAAUGAGACUGGACUUGCUCAGGAUUAUCAACACAAUACUGCACAAUUUAAAGGUUGCAACAGAUUGUGCAAUCCCCUUUCGUUACUCUACAGAUAUGCCACCAACAUUAUCUGAUGGUUUUGAAUGUCUACAUUGGUUGAGGGUACCAAAAACUUGUUGCUGUCCAAAGCGAUGGAUUUCAUCUAUAGUCUGGUGCAUUCAUUGUGUUUUUCACUGCUAUUUUUGAUCUGGGAAGCUUUCCGUUACUCUGAAGAUGCUCUAAGCAGCUCCCAAAAAAGAGCAGUUCUCUUUUUAGCUUGAUCCCUGUAGAAAAGGAAAGGGGGAGCAGAUGAAGUCUUUUAGAGUUUCAUUUUCAGGGAUUUAUCAACUGGUGUAAGUGCCUUAUCUGCUUUUGCAAUGAUUUGAGGUUCCUUUUAUAGGCUAGAGUUGGGAUUGAGAGUGGUGGUCCUGCUCUGUUUUAUUCCCAUCUCAACUCCACAUAUACAAACCAGUUGAAGAAACUUCUGGAUAUGAUUUCCACCACAAUCCCUCUUGUCACUGCAUUUCUACUGGACUUUUGCCAUUAGAUCUGAUGCCAUGACAACCUUCGUAGAAGAGUCACAAUUGAAUUCGCACAGCAUUCCACAUGGGUUCGGCAGCCUUACAAAGGCUUGAAGAAAAUUAAAUAAAUGAAUACAAUUUGUAGGUUGCUUUGAACAUUCUGGAUGUAAAGGUGACAGUCAGUGUUACUCUAGAGGAAAGGGGGAGAUAAAUGUGGACUUCGUAAUCAUGAGGAUAAGUCAGAGAGGAAAGGCAAUAUCAGUCACUCUUCUUAUUAGCUCUGGAAUUCUUUCCUGCUCACAUCCUGACUUAGCUCUCCUAUUGUGUAUUGUAUAAUCAUUUUUAAAAAUAAAACUCUUUCUCAAAUGGUGAACCUG